GACAUUCUUAGUCUGAUAGAAUGUAUACAAUAUUUUAUAUUUACAUUUCAUGUAUCUUAAAUUCACUUGACAGCAUAGUUCAGUUUAUUAAAAUUUUGUCUUGGAAAAAAAGCAAUAAGCAUCCUAUGAGUAGUAAGAACUUAGCAAGAGGCAAUUUAUGAACUAUCGCUACUGUACAUGGAGCAAAACUCUAACACUAAGUUACUCCAAUGGACCUGGUCCUACUACCAAGUGUACUGUUCGUUCAUUUACAACUGAGUAAUAACGAUUUGCGCUAUUUCUGACCCAUGAUUCGCAGUUGUGGCUCUGGCGUCCUGUGCGCACAGAACAGCAGAUGUCGCCCUUAGUGAAUUUGGAGCUACGCUCCUUUGCAGAUCCACAGGUUCAGCCUUCAUUUAGUUCAGGAUUUAUGUUAUUUUAUAUAUCGUUCCUAACCGGUGAAAUUCUAACAUUGGUCCUUAUCAACUCCUUUUAAACAUUCUGUGUCUCGUUCUAACAUUCAUAUCCACCAUCACAGUAUGUCUAUAAAUGCUUUGCCAUUUUGUGCGUUUGAUGCAGUCUGCUGCUUCAUUCGUGAUGUUCCUUCAUUUCAUUUGUUAAAAAUGUUCUCAUUCGGCCAGGCAUCAGCAAUGCAACGAAUACCAGACGUAGCCUAUGGAUUUGAUGCAACGCCUCACUAUAUAUAUUUUUUUUUCUCUGAGGCAGAGCGGCGAAUGUGACCUGAAUGCAGGGCAUGAUUUAGUAAUGGAAUGAGACGCAAAACUCAUCCAAAGCUCAUUCAUUCGCACUGUUAGCCAUCGCACUCAGAGCAGCGCAAACCUCUGCGGUGCUGUAACGAUUUACAGGAAGAUUUGAGGCGGGCGCUUCCCUGCACCAUACAUUUAGGUGUGUGUGUGUGUUUUUUUUUUUUUUUUUAUUCGAUGAGGAUUGGCGAUGGGAGAGAUCAUGGAUUGACUAGAUUUUUCUCGGGGUGUCGGAGACUAAAGACGCACACGCCGGCGCAUGGGCGUUCGUUUCAGCACCCCAGCCGUGAAUCUGCCGUUUGUGCGGGGAGUCUUGCCCUGAUAGAUCGGGGUGGCGGACAGAGACGGGGCGCGAGGGCUACGGCAAACGCGUUUUAUCGCUACGAAAGUGGAUUCUUACAACGUUUGUGCUGAGGGGAUAUCGAAAGUAGCCCUAAUAGUUUACUGCAGCAUUUCACAUUCGACUGCAGUGGAAGAUACACAGCAACAGUGGCGAGUAGGGCGCGCUCACCACUGCAAUUUCGGGGCAAAGAUUGACUGGCGGCGUCUUGCGGAUACCUGUUCGUGUCUUUGGAGGAGGCAGCGUCCACGACUUUCCCUGCAUUUUAGGAUGCGCUUCGGCAGAAUGCAGUUGAGGGAUCUGUAUUAACCCAGCAGCAUUACGCCGUUUCCGGUUCCCAGCUGGUGUUUCCCGAUUGCAAAUCUAUCGGAAAAAAGCAGCGGAUCCCGAUGGCAUGGACACUUACGCAAGGUCUGCCGCGCCGCCGUGCUACUGGAGCCUAUUCGCAGUCUCUUCAGCCUUCAACCCAGCUCCACCGCCAUCGCCCCGCAGCCCUGCCGCAACGCGACCACCGACCAUCGAGCCAAAGCAGGCGGCAUGAGGAGGCUUGAUUCGGUACACUUAUCCAUGCUGCUCAUCGGGGUCUCCUUCGCCUGCUACUCCCCGAGUCUGAAUUCCCUGCAGGACCAGGCUUACAGAUCCGCCGUGGUGAUUGAGGGCAAGGUGCAGUCCGCGCCUCAGAACGUCUCAGCGGAGCCGUACAGUGUGAAUGUCAAAGUCCUGGACGUGUGGCCGCGGAACAGCGGGGGUCUGGAGCGGGAGCAGCUCGUCACCGUGGGGGAAUUUGGCUCGGAGGCUCCGUGCGCCAAAGUGAAGAAGAAUCACAAGUAUAUAUUUUUCAUGGACCCAACUGAUGAACCCUUGGUUUUUAAAGCGUCGUUUGCGCCUUUAGAUACAAGUGGAAAGAACCUGAAAAAAGAUGUUGGGAGGAUCUUGUGUGAAGACUGCGCUGCUGCUCCUACACUGAAGCUUAUGAAGAAUUCUGUGUCAGUGGACGAAGGAAGCAAGCUGAUUGUGAAGUGUGAGGCCUCCGGCAACCCCGCCCCGGAGUAUAAGUGGUACAAAGAUGGCGCUGAACUGAGGAAGAGCAAAGAGAUCAGAAUCAGGAACAGCAAGAGAAACUCCAGAGUUCAGAUCGGCAGUGCAAAGCUGGAGGAUUCUGGGAAUUACACAUGUGUGGCAGAGAAUAGUCUGGGGAAGGAAAACGGCACCAGUACAGUGCACGUAAAAAGCAUAACCACAACGUUAUCUCCGGGUUCGGGCCACGCCAGAAAAUGCAACGACACAGAGAAGGCAUACUGUGUGAAUGGCGGUGACUGUUACUACAUACAUGGUAUAAAUCAGUUUUCCUGCAAGUGUCCAAAUGACUUUACUGGUGAUCGCUGUCAAACCUACGUUAUGGCCAGUUUCUACCAGUCUCUUGGGAUUGAAUUUAUGGAGGCAGAGGAGCUCUAUCAGAAGAGAGUCCUGACAAUCACCGGCAUCUGUGUGGCUCUUUUGGUGGUGGGCAUAGUCUGUGUGGUGGCCUACUGCAAAACCAACCUCCCCCCCAGGAAACAGAGGAAGAAGAUGCACAAUCAUCUGAGGCAGAACAUUUAUGUGGAUCAUCCCAACCGAAACCUGGCCAAUGGACCCAAUCACCCAGGCCCAGGUCCUGAGGAGAUACCCAUGGUAGAUUAUAUCUCCAAAAAUGUACCGGCAACUGAGAGAGUCAUUAGACACGGAGCAGAGGCACCUUUUCCUGGCAGCCGGCAGUCUUCCAGAUCCCACAACUCCUCCACCCGGGCUCAUUCCUCCACUCACAGACAUGAAGGGAGAACGUGGAGUCUGGAGCGAACAGACAGCGUCCUCUCCGACUGUCCUUCCGGCAUGAUGUCGUCCUCAGUGGGGACCAGUAAAUGCAACAGUCCUGCGUGCAUGGAGGCGCGGGCCAGACGUGCCGCACACUGUGGCUUUACUGAGCCCCACCGGCCGGCCCUGCAGUACGGCGACUCUUUCGACUCGCUUGGGGACUCUCCGCAUAGCGACAGGUACGUGUCAGCGCUGACCACGCCAGCUCGCCUGUCUCCCGUGGACUUCCAUUACUCACUGCCCCCGCAGGUGCCUACCUUCCAGAUCACGUCUCCCAACGCCAGCCACGCCAUGUCUCUGCCCCCCGCCGCACACGCUCCCUACCCGCCGGAGGAGGACCAGCCGCUGCUGCGACGCUACCAGGUGCCGCUGCACGAGGCGCGGGGCCACGAGCCCUACCGGCAGCAGCAGCGCGGCAGCUACCUGCGAGACAGCACGGGCAGCCUUCCCUCCAGCCCCUACCGGCUGGCUCACGAGGAAGAGUACGAAAGCACCCAGGAGUACCUCUCCUCGAUGGAGCAACCAAAGAGAAGCAGUCGGCGUUGGCGCAGGUCCAGACUCAAUGGCCACGUAGCGCCACGUGGCUACCAACCGUCCCGAGACUUGGGCUCGCGCAGCUGCCUGUCGGACAGUGAUUCGGAAGAGGAGGAAGGUGAGAGCACGCCAUUCCUCAGUAUGCAGAACAUGAACGCCGCCGAGCCCUCCGCCCUCUACAGGCCCGUGCCCGACACGCGGACUUCUCACGCCCAGAGCGGGCGGCACGGGCCUCGUGCCAACACACAGACCAGACUGACGCACUCGCGCUCCAAACUGGACAAUGCACCCCACUAGAGAGACCACCACCUAUCCACAAAAACCGAUCUACUAUAGACAUGCACCUAUAAGAAAUAUUUUUAUUUUAUAUAACUGACAGAUAUUAUAAACAAAUGAAAUAUUUAUUUUCAUUUUAGCAAAAGUUGUCUACUAGUUAACAGCAAAGACUUUUUUUAUAGGGAAAACUCUAUUUAUAUGUACAUUUUGAUUUACAGCAUAAAAAAGAUGUGCCAAUUUUUUCACAACUUAAAAAAAAAAAAUAGAGUAAUAUUGUGGUGCCUUUUGCUGUAUGCUGAUGCCAGAGGGCCAGUGGAGUUUUUUGUAGCCUUUCUUAUACGGACGCCUCAUUUUUUAUACUCGUUUACUCUUUUGUUGUCUCUUUUUGGCCUUUUUUUCUUUCCUUUCCUUUCAAGGUUGUGUUUUUUGGGAGCUGACCCUCAUUUGAACUGUGACAUCCCCCCUCCACCGUCAUGCAAUAUAAACCACUCUAACAUAAGGUGUAUGUUUACAUGAAUUUGAUCCACAGAGAUGUUUUAUGAUCAUGUUGCUUUGCCAACAGGAAAUCAAUGACAAAUGUAAUCUGGGGUUCGGAAAAAAAGUAGUGUGUGUGUGUGAGCGUGUGAAUGUGAAUGACCAAACGCGAGAGGCCUCGAAAUGACUGUGGCUCUGAGAAAUAUGCUGCUGUUGUCUAGAGUUACGCAUGUGGGCACCUGAUGUCGUCUUACAGAUGCACUGCCUUGACUUGCUUUGCAUCCCUACAGGGUAAGGUUUGUCACACGGGAGCCUUCUUUUUCCAAAGGAGAUUGUGGGUUAAAUGUGAGGGGGCCGUGGGCCGGGCUGUCAGUGCUAAUAGCUUUUGACAGAUAACAAAGAAAUAAAGAACAUAUAGUCUCUCCCACUCAGCCCACUUUCCCGUCACUCAGUCGAGUCGCCCUCAUUAUCAGCACAUCCAUCCGGUUAGAGUGGCCAGCGGGAGAGAUAGACGGGAGGAAUGGAAGGCCUCACAGCGUCUCAGGACUUCAUUCCACUCCACAUCUUCCUCUAGCGCAGGACUGAAGAGAGACUGACACCAGGCUGAUGGAUGCAUCCACUCCAUCGUUUGGUCCUGGUACUUUGGGACAGCAAGAGUAAAGGGGCUGUUCACACGGGACACAUUCUUGUGCUGUUUUUUUAAUUUUUGCUUUGUUUGAUGCAUUCCAUUUGACAUCAGAUGUGGGAUAUUCCUACUUUAUAUUUCCGAAGUGUGAUCAUAAAUGCCCAACACUUGAAAUAUGAUGCAUAAAGAAACAAAAUUGCAAUUUAUAUAGAUAUAAUAUAUAUAGAUUAAUUUGAGGAUGGGAUGAACUUAUUUACAUUUCGCAACAAUGGGUUGAGUUAUGAGACUUCGGUUUAAUUCUGUGCAGCUUUUAACUGUUUUUAAUAUUAGAAUGUGUCCUGUGUGAACGGCCCUGAAAAGUUUCUGUGCAGGAUACACAAUAAUGUACACACACAAACACAGUCUCAAAUGACAAGACAAAUAGCUGUGAAAAUUAUUAGGGGUCAUUAAAAUGCCAAAAUAUGCAAACUUUAUAUUCUACUUGCGUUCUAAUGCGUUUCAUUUUUAGUGUUUAAUGUGGAGGCUGUUUGUUCACCGUUUUUUUUUUUUUUUAACUUCAGGUCAUUUUUUUCAUUAGGUCCAUGUAUUUCAUAAUUAUUUAAUAUAUUCACAGUUACUCUAAGACACCAAAUAGUGCAGGUCAUUGUAAUUAUUAUUUUAUCAUUACUUUUCAUAUACGACUCCAUUUUAAAGCACUCAUUGGGCCCAAAGCAAACUAGAAACAGCUGCACUGACUAACUCUGUUUGGAUGGAAACGCUCCUACAUUAACAACUAGUCAGUGUCAAUAAGCCUGAGAUGAAGUGUACUAAAAUCAGCUGUUUUUUUUUAAUUCUUCACCUUCUACAAAGAGUGUCCACAGUCAGCAUCAGAUUUCCACCUUGUUGAGAAGAUGUAAAGAAUAAUAGUGUUGAGGUAGAUGAACUCCAUUGGGUUAGGCACAGAAAAUCGACACCAAAUAAUGGAGGAAGAUUAGAACUAGACAGAUAUGUGCUAAAUAUGUUUUCCGUGCACUUCUUCCAUAAAGGAGAUGAGUUGUGAUUAUUUUGGUGAAAAAAAAAAAAAAAAAAAAAAAACAAUAAUAUACAAGUUAAAUCCUAAUAAAAGGGGUUUAAUGCUGUAUUAUGACAGCACAACGAAAUAUCUUUUUUUUUUUUUUUUUAAAUGAAGGGAUGUUUUGUUUGAAGUUUGAGCAGAAAUACUUUAGAUCCCCUACCUUUCUUCCUUACAUUUUGGGUCUUAUUUGUAUGUUUGAGAAAUGCCAAAAAGACAGUGCUCUGGUUAGUUUAAUGUGAUAUCUCUACUCAACCUCUUGACGGUAAUGUCUUGCCAGUUUAUUUCUAUUUUUUCGUUUCCCCCCGCUUGAAACGUCUAAACACCUCCUCACCUCUGCAUGUCCUUGUGGUCAAGGUUAGAUGGGUGCAUGGUACAAGCAGCAGAUGAUUUGUUUUCCUCAAGUCAGUGGAAGUGUUUUUUUUUUUUUUAACAUUCAGCAAUAAAGGAAUCUUUUGCCCCACCAUUUCCAUUCUUGGAAAAUGCUAGAGGAUUUUAAAAAGUGAGACAAACACACGCGGCUGUCAUAGAUUGUAAAAAUAAAAUGAAAACACCUGUUCAUAUGAGAAAAUAAACCUUUCUUGGUAUCAUUUUGGCACAUGCCCAUA
Molecule: messenger RNA, 6502 nt
Organism: Ctenopharyngodon idella (grass carp)
Lineage: Eukaryota; Metazoa; Chordata; Actinopteri; Cypriniformes; Xenocyprididae
Gene: nrg2a
Product: neuregulin 2a
Exons: 11
Coding region: 1621-3765 (714 amino acids)
Biological process (GO): intracellular signal transduction; nervous system development; animal organ development
Molecular function (GO): signaling receptor binding
Source: RefSeq, a predicted model, not a curated record